CUAGAUAGCACCUUUUUUUUGUAAGAGGCGAGGAACCGAAACUAUACGCACAUUGCAUUCUGUUCCCUUUUCGACAGUCAGCUAGGUAGGAAGGAUCAUUCAUUCAGUGUGACAAGUAGCAUGGCGUCCAGUGGCGGUUCAACAACAACUGUCGGAGAUAUUGAGGAGGACGCUUCUCAGCUACUUUUCCCCAAAGAGUUCGAGAACGCGGAGACACUUCUAAACUCUGAGGUACACAUGCUUCUGGAGCAUCGCAAGCAGCAGAACGAGAGUGCAGAGGACGAACAAGAGCUAUCGGAGGUCUUCAUGAAAACUCUGAAUUAUACUGCACGUUUCAGCCGGUUCAAAAACAGAGAAACUAUCGCAAGCGUUCGCAGCUUGCUCUUGCAGAAGAAGCUGCAUAAGUUUGAGCUGGCCAGUUUGGCCAACCUUUGUCCAGAAGCAGCGGAGGAGGCCAAAGCCCUCAUCCCUAGUCUGGAGGGGCGGUUCGAGGAUGAAGAGCUGCAGCAAAUCCUUGAUGACAUUCAGACCAAGAGAAGUUUCCAGUACUAAGGACAAUUCCUCCUCAUCUGGCCUAUUCUAACCUAAACCCAUCGUUAUAAUGUCAGAAUAUACCCACCCAGAAGGACACAGUGCUUCCCAAAUGACACCCUAUUCCCUAUAUACACUACCGUUCAAAAGAUUGGGGUCACUUAGAAAUGUCCUUGUUUUC
This is a messenger RNA of Coregonus clupeaformis (lake whitefish), 712 nucleotides long. RefSeq names its product DNA-directed RNA polymerase II subunit RPB4. The record is from RefSeq and is a predicted model, not a curated record. Gene Ontology annotation, cellular component: P-body; RNA polymerase II, core complex. The transcript has 5 exons. Gene Ontology annotation, biological process: mRNA export from nucleus in response to heat stress; positive regulation of translational initiation; nuclear-transcribed mRNA catabolic process, deadenylation-dependent decay. Bases 121 to 552 code for a protein of 143 amino acids. NCBI's taxonomy places the organism in Eukaryota, Metazoa, Chordata, Actinopteri, Salmoniformes, Salmonidae. Gene Ontology annotation, molecular function: translation initiation factor binding; nucleotide binding.